AUGAAGUUCGUGUGGUUGCUCGCUGCCCUUUCUGCUACGGUGCUGGCAGCGCCCGAAAAGCGCGAUGCUGCGCCGACAUCGACCGAGUCGGUCAAUUGGUCUGCGCUUGGUCAAGCCUUGAAAUCGAUCACGCUUACGAUGCCUACAGGGUCGGCCAACUUGGAUAACAUCUCUCCGCCUCCACGUUCCCUUAUCCCGGAGAUCAUUAAGAAUGUGCCUCCCUCGGCGCUGGCUCAGCUGGUGGUUCCCGCUCAGCGAAGUGCCCUUGCCAGCGAGAUUGAUGCCGGGACCACCCCCUCAUGGUACCUGGCACUCCCCACUGACGUCAAAAGCUACAUGGCCGAGGUGAAGAAGGAAAUGUCCGACGGUGCAUUGACAGCCACGACGGGCAAGUACGCCCCUGCAAAGGCUACCGCCGAGAGCACGAAAGACGGUGGCGCAUCGUCCACAACAUCAUCAGGAAUGGGAGCGGCAGCAGCUAAGCCGACCGGUGGGUUGGUCAUGGGUGGGAUGGGGGCCUUGGGGGUGCUCGGGGUAGCAUUGGCGUUGUGA
This is a messenger RNA of Aspergillus caelatus, 552 nucleotides long. RefSeq lists its product as uncharacterized. Bases 1 to 552 code for a protein of 183 amino acids. The transcript has 2 exons. Lineage: Eukaryota; Fungi; Ascomycota; Eurotiomycetes; Eurotiales; Aspergillaceae. The record is from RefSeq and is a predicted model, not a curated record.